Messenger RNA from Capsicum annuum, 504 nucleotides. Its product is annotated as clp protease adapter protein ClpF, chloroplastic-like. The record is from RefSeq and is a predicted model, not a curated record. Lineage: Eukaryota; Viridiplantae; Streptophyta; Magnoliopsida; Solanales; Solanaceae. Gene Ontology annotation, molecular function: DNA binding; protein binding.
GUGCUGGUGGAUGUACAUACUGAUCCCAAUCUGUUAGUGGCAUAUGUACCUGAGGAAAGUUUGGUGGCACCUACCGAACCAGAUAAGGAUCGAUUUGAUCAUCCCUACACCUCAUUCUUAUUUUUUGGGAUGGAUGCUGCUGGAGAUUUCAUACCAAUCAAGCAACUGCGCGAGAAGUACAACAAGCCUCGGCAUGAGGUGCCUUAUGACUCCGAGGAUGAGAAUAGCGGAGAAAGUUCCUAGAUGUGACCAGGAGCUAUGUUCUCCUCCAUUUUGAUGGACUGCAAAACAUGUUUCCUGCACGAUGUCCUUAGAAUACACAACACAUUUGUGGAGGCUCUUGUAUAGUUCUGGAGAUUUUGGAUUUCCCUGACCCUGACCAUAGUACAUAGAGCUUCUGUUAUUUGUCAUAUACAGUUUCAAAAACUGUACUGAAUAUUGAUGUAUUACUUCAAAAUCUCCUUUAAAUUUUUCUUCUCUUUAUAAAAUAAAAGUUUAUCUCAA